GAGGCGCCUGUCAAGCCGAGCGGGACUGUGGCGGGGAUGGGCACCGCCAUGCUCAGCCGAGGGAGCCCGCUGGCCGGUCUGCGGCCCUUGCUGGCGGCGCGGCGGCGGCGGCUUUUGGCCAACCCGGAGGAGCCCCGGCGGCCGCUUGGUCUCAGCAGCGUCCGCGGCGGGGAUUUCUUCCGAGAAUUUAAAAAGCUGACCAAUUUCCACAACUUCAGGACUGACUUCGAUUCCAUCUAUCCAACAAGAAGUCUCCCUCCUGAGCAGUGCGAUGUAGUGAUCAUUGGCGGUGGGAUAAUAGGCUGGUCCAUUGCCUAUUGGUUGAAAGUCAAAGAAACACGCAGAAAUGCCCUUCGAGUGUUGGUAAUUGAGAGAGACAAUACUUAUUCCAAAGCAUCCACAGUUCUUUCUGCUGGAGGGAUACGGCAGCAGUUUUCAGUGGAAGAAAAUAUCUGGAUGAGCUCUUUCUCAGCAACCUUCUUGCGUUUAAUCAAUGACCAUCUUGGUAUUGUUGGAGAACCACCUAUUGAUAUUCAAUUUAAUCCUUCCGGUUAUCUCUUUCUCGCUUCGGAAAAUGAAGCUUCCAUUUUGGAGGAGAAUGUAAACCUUCAAAGGCAGGAAGGAGUAGCUGUCUCUCUGCUUUCACCAGCACAACUGACAAAGAAAUUCCCAUGGCUGAACACGGAUGGCGUAGCUCUGGCUUCUUAUGGCUUGGAAAAUGAGGGCUGGUUUGAUCCCUGGACUCUGCUCAAUGCUUUCAAGAAAAAAGCCAUCUCUCUAGGCACGCUCCAGUAUAACGGAGAAGUGACAUCUUUCAACUCGGUUUCCUAUGAAAUGAAGUCUAGAGAUCAGCAGAGUAAACUCUCGUGUAUUCAAUCUGUAAACGUCCAGCUGCCCGAAGGUUUUGAACGUGCCAAGGUUGACUGUUCUAUAGUGGUGAAUGCGGCAGGAGCCUGGUCAGGCCGAGUGGCCGAGAUGGCUGGCAUUGGGGCUCCGUCCGAAAACUUUCUAUCAGGGAUCAAACUUCCAGUAGAACCCAAGAAAAGAUAUGUCUAUGUCUGGCAUUGCCCUGAAGGACCUGGCUUGGAGUCCCCAUUCCUCAUUGACACAACUGGAGCCUAUUUCCGAAGAGAAGGUUUGGGUGGCAAUUAUCUUGGAGGCUUAAGCCCAACAGAAAAAGAAGAGCCAGAUAUUGAAAAUUUGGAAGUAGACCCUGAGUUCUUCGAGGAAAAAGUCUGGCCUAAGCUUGCCCACCGAGUGCCGUGCUUUGAAUCUUUGAAGGUAAAAAGUUCCUGGGCCGGUUACUAUGACUACAAUACGUUUGAUCAGAAUCCUGUGAUUGGCAGGCACCCACUAGUGUCAAACCUCUACUUUGCUUCAGGCUUCAGUGGGCACGGGUUACAGCACGCCCCAGCGGUGGGACAAGCCGUGGCCGAGCUCAUUCUGGACCUUAAAUAUAAGUCCAUCAACCUCGAGAGAUUCUCCUUCGACAGGCUUAUCAAGGACGAGAAGCUUCUUGAGAGAAAUAUAGUCUAAAACCACCCAAGUUGGGAUCCAUUUGAAGAGUGAAGAGUUUUAGUCAUUUAUUCUGCCCCUCCUUUCCAUCCUCGUGCCUAGUCAUUACAUGCUCAGGUGGCAGCACAUGGACGUUGCUCUGACUGCGAUAAGGCACGGCUGCGGUUCAUUUGAAUGGGUCUAUUUUGCUCAGAUUAACUCAAAAGAGUAACGGAAGAGUUGCCUGCAAUGCUGCUGUGAUCGAACCUGAAACUGAAGAGGACGCUUGUGGGGGAGAGGGUUUUCCCCUCCCCAGCUAUACUACUUCUGCUCCCCUUUGUAGUUUCUCCUGUGCAUUAGAGCUCAAUAGUAUAGCCUUUAUUGCCAUUGUACAUCAUGUAUACAACGAAAUCGGUUAAGCUUCUCUCUCAGUAGAGGGAUUUGGAGAAAGAGGAAGGAGAUGACGAAGGUUCUGCUGUGCUUUUUACCUCUUCUUCCGCCAUUUGGCCUAGUAGGACUCUGGCGUCUGCUUAGGUCAGUGUUAGAGGAAAGAGGAAGUGCAACAGUUUAUUCCAGAUCAUUUGUAGGAUUGUGGCUGAAGGGAGACAAAAGGAAACGACUGAACCAGGACGCUUCUUAAAUUACCUCUCCCUUCUCCCUCCUUCAAGUCAAAAUUUAGAUCAAGAAUAGGAUGAUCCAGGCUGAAAUAGAAGUUUACUGAGGAUAAAGCUUUGCCUGUAGCCAUUCAUCAGCUAGGCUCCUCUAGACCAGGGGGUGUCAAACCUGGAAAUGUUAAGAUGGGUGUACUUCAAUUCCUGGAAUUCCCCAGCCGAAACUAUAAGAGUUGAAGCCUACUCAUUUUGUUAGUUCCCAGGUUUGACAAACUCUACUCUAAGGAGCUCUUCCUCUUCUAGUUCAUCUCCAGUACCUGAUAUGCAAAAGUAUACCAAAUCUAUAGGAAAUUUAAUUUGUUUUUCCGACUGGAAGUUACUCCUAAGAUAUCUACUUCAAUCCCCUUACAAAGUUCUUAAUUUGAUUUUUUUUUAAAUCAAGUUUUAGAAGAGGGUCACAACAGGGACAUAAAUACAGCGUGAGGUGCAGAGAAGGAACCAUCAGCUUUCUCUUCCAACAUAUGUGGAUCAUGUACUGUAAAACGUGUUGAUUUUAGACACAGAUUCUGGAACCUUAACUCUACAGAAUAGAAUAGUGGUGUACUGAGUUUAGUGCACCACAGUGCAAAUAAUUUUUAACAACAUCGACAGUGUAAGGCAAUAAAACAAAUUAUUUCCAAAUGCA
Messenger RNA from Thamnophis elegans (Western terrestrial garter snake), 2790 nucleotides. It is a transcript of the gene FOXRED1, whose product is annotated as FAD dependent oxidoreductase domain containing 1. The transcript is spliced from 11 exons. Gene Ontology annotation, cellular component: cytoplasm. The record is from RefSeq and is a predicted model, not a curated record. NCBI's taxonomy places the organism in Eukaryota, Metazoa, Chordata, Lepidosauria, Squamata, Natricidae. The coding region runs from base 37 to 1536 and encodes 499 amino acids. Gene Ontology annotation, molecular function: oxidoreductase activity.